Messenger RNA from Micromonas pusilla CCMP1545, 1767 nucleotides. RefSeq lists its product as uncharacterized. The transcript has a single exon. Lineage: Eukaryota; Viridiplantae; Chlorophyta; Mamiellophyceae; Mamiellales; Mamiellaceae. The record is from RefSeq and is a predicted model, not a curated record. Bases 1 to 1767 code for a protein of 588 amino acids.
AUGUCCGGCGUCGACGCUUCCGACGACCAGGUGCGCGCCUCACGCCCUCUUCCCCCCCCGCGCGCGCGGCCGCGUUUCGUGACGCGUCCAGCGGCUCUUUUCUUUUCGCUCGCGCGGCGCGGCUUCGCGCGGGCGCGCGCGCGCGACGGGGCAUCUCCGCGCCGCCGCCGCGCGCGCUUUCGACUCACGAGGUCAUCCCCUGCCCCACCCCCUGUGCAGGACCUCUGCGAGUACGAGCUCCUGCGCGAGGAGAACAUCAGGAAGAACAAGGCGUUCAUGCUCUCGCUCGGACUUCAGGAGCUCGGGCAACGCGUCGGCGGUCAAGACGCGCCCGCCGCCGGCGGCGCGACCGGGUUCCAGCCCGUGCGCCGCCGCGUGCCGCAGACGCCCGCGCCCGCGUCGCACCCGAUGAGCCUGCGCGAGCGCACGACGCCCAUCAACUACGCGGAGAAGGACCCCGCGCCGCCGCGGGCGAAAAACCCCGGCGCGAAGCGCGCGCGCGACGAGUUCGACUCCGAGCCCGAGGAGUCCGUCGACGGCCGCGACUCCGACUCCGAGUCGGAGUGGGAGUCGGAGUGGGACAACGAGCCGCACCCGGACUUGAACUACAACGCGGGCUACACGAGCUUGAAGCAGGUCUACGACGAGGACCCGGAGAAGCAGGCGCAGGGGAUGCGGAUGGCGCACCUGAAAGUCGCGAAGAACGACGACGACUGGCACCGCUUGUUCAACAAACAGUCGCGCGAGAGGCGGCUACAGCGGAAACAGCUCCUCGACGGGUGGGCGGCGAGGAAAGCCGCGAAGGAGGCGAGGCGCGCAGCGAGGGAGGCGAGGCGCGCGGCGAGGCUCGCGGCGAAGAACGGCGAGCCGCUCGCGCUGGAGCUCGAGGAGGAGCCCGAGCCCGAGGAGGAGGAGGACGACUGGCGCCCCGCGCCGCCCGCGCCGACGAACCGCGGCGGCGGCGGUCGCGGCGGCGGCGUCGGCGGCGGCGGCGCGCGCGCGAUCACUUUCGCCGUCCCGACCGGGGGCGUGGUCGAGAUCGUGCCGGGUAUUAACCCGAAGAAUCGUCGCGCGCACCCUGUGUUCGCCAAGGCGCCGACCGGGCCGAAGCCGGCUGGCGGGUACGUUCACUCCCACCGCGCGACGACGACGACGACGCGACUUCUUUUCAUUUCAAAUUUCUACCCGCGCGCGCGCGUUUUAGUUUUUCCGCCGCCGCGGCGACUGACCGUUCCCGCCCUCGCCGCGCGCAGGCUGUGCGAGAUGGGGUGCGCCCGCUCGCACGAUCUGUGGAACACCCCUCUGUGGCGCCGUAAGGUCCUGAACGGCGUGGAGGUCAUCUGCUGCGUCGCGUGCCGGACGACGGUGGAGAACCACGUCAAGUUCCCGCGCGGCGGCGUCACCGUGUGCGCGCUCUGCCCCGCGACGGAGACGAGCGAGUUCCGCGUCGUCAAGGGCACGGGCAUCGUCUGCAACCCCUGCAGGUGCAAGCUCCGCAACAAGAAGAAUCGCGACGCCGGGAUCAAGUGCGUCGAGUGCAAGCAGCUCAACCGCUCGGACCUGAGGGCGGUCAAGGGGGAGGCCGGCGCGCACAUCUGCAACGCGUGCUGGAUCACGAAGCGCACGAAGGAGCUCAACGACGCCAGGACGAAGUGCGUCCGGUGCGGUAAGGGAGGCAAGUCGGCCUGGACCGCGUGCCCGGACGGGUUCUGCUGCGCCACGUGCUACAAGAAGGAGCUCAGCGCGGCGAAGAAGCAGAAGAAGUAA